CAUGGCUGUGUCAUAACUUGUGCUCAUAACCUCAAUUGCUCAAUUCAGUUUGUUGUUUGUUCGUUUUCUGAAAACUACAAGUUUUUCGUUUGUCUCGUGACGAUUUUUCUAUAAAAAAUACAAACAUUUGAACAAAUAGACAACUAUGCUAGAAAAGUUACAUGAAUAUUAGUGAAAGAAUUACAACCCCUUUUGAAACCAGAAACAUGGGUCAGACACUAUCAGAACCAGUAACAACCAGGGACACUGCCUGCUGCCAAGACAAAAAGUUCAAGGUAGGAUCCAGCUGUAUGCAAGGAUGGAGGGUAAAUAUGGAGGACUCACAUACACAUCUGCUAUCUUUACCAGAUGAUGCAGAUACAGCAUUCUUUGCUGUCUAUGAUGGACAUGGCGGUGCCAAGAUAGCAGAUUAUGCUGGCAGGCAUUUACACAAAUAUGUCAUUAAGAGGCCAGAGUACCAAGAGGGAAAUAUUGCAGAGGCCAUGAAACAGGGAUUUUUAGAGACAAUGUAUUGCAAUCAUUUUUCAUUUGCAGAAUUAGACAACCACAUGCGAUAUGAAGAAAGCUUAGGAAACGAGCCAUCUGGCACGACGGCUGUGACAAUCAUCAUUAAGGGCAAUAAAUUGUACUGUGCUAACGUAGGCGACUCUAGGGCGGUGGCCAGCAUCAGUGGCAAGUCGGAGGAGCUGUCGGAAGACCACAAACCCUCCAAUUCCAAAGAAUAUAACAGAAUUGUGGCUGCGGGCGGUUGGGUGGACGCGAAUAGGGUGAAUGGGAGCCUAGCGCUGUCUAGGGCACUCGGUGAUUAUGCCUUCAAGAGGAACCAGUAUAAAGGACCUGAGGAGCAGAUGGUUAUAGCGUACCCUGACGUGGUAGAGCGUACGAUCGACGAGAACUGGGAGUUCAUCGUGCUAGCUUGCGACGGUAUCUGGGACGUAAUGAGCACCAGAGAAGUGGUGCGAUAUGUGCGCGAAAACAUCGCCGCUGGCUUGGAACCUGAGGAUAUUUGCGAGAACCUGAUGAUGCGCUGUCUGGCGCCCGAUUGCCAAAUGGCCGGGUUGGGAUGUGACAACAUGACUGUGGUCAUUGUUGCGCUGUUGCACGGCGACACUUACGAAAAGUUGCAGGAGAAGUGCAAGGUGCCUAUCGUGGACCCCACGUUGUUCGAACAACUUCUUGCGAAGGUUGAAAGAGGUGAAUAUAUAAGUAGCACAACUUUUUACGAACCGGAGGACCAAGAAAGUGAAGAGGAAAAUGAUGAGUCUCCAGCAAAUGAGCAAUCUGGUAAUUCUGAAAAAUGUGGGGUAGAAUAACAUCAAAGUGAGACUAAACUGUGUUCCAUUAUUGUAAAUAAAUAUAAAUUAUGUACAUACAUUUCAUAUAUUAUUUUCGAUUUUGGUAUAACGUAUUUUAUGCAAUUCUAUACUCUAUUUUUGUAGUAUACUUCUCAGCAGGGUAUGUUGGACAUUGCAGCGUUUUUGUGUUUGCCAAAGUGGUUAGAUGGAUGUUUUGACCUGUGAAGCAUUGACAUGGAUAUAUGUAUGCGUGCACUGUGUUCCAGUGCUGUAUAAAAUAAUUGCAAAAUAAAUCUGAAAUUUAAAUCAUUACAUUAACUAUUAGUGUAAUGUACUGUAAAAUAUGAAUUGAAUAGUUAUGCUUGGAAAAUUCAAAUAAUGCCUAUCAAUGGGAAAAUGCGUGCCAUCUAGGCAUUUUAGUGCCUAUGUUUAUCAGCACACCACAAUUUUUCCAAAAAGUGUCGUUCUUAGUGGGUUUGUAUUGAGUGUAUAAAGACUAUAUAGCAACACUGUAAAUAUAUUAAUACAUAACCUCACAUAUUGAAAGUUGUAAAUUGGUACAAUCUACCCUCGCUAAAGCCUGUUAACCCGGCAUCCCACAGGUAAAAUUUUAUUACAAGUUCCGACAGGUGUGGUGUGAUAUACCCCAAAUAUAGGCAGGCUUUUUAUUUACUAAUUUUGUUUCUUUGAUUACUUUCAUGAUUUAAAUAUCAUUUAACAUUGUUUAUGUUUAUACAACUCGUAUAACAACAAAAAAAACUAAUCUGAAUAUUCACAUAACUAGUUUAUUUGAAAUUACAUUUUUUUGUUAUUGGAACAUAGGAACAAGUUUCUAAUUUUAAUUAAAAAUUAAAAAAACGUUCAGUACAUUUUUUGCUAAAAAUGAAAGAACACACUCUACACUUUUAUAUAAAGAAAACCGAAUAAACCUAAAUGGAACAGAAACAUUUUUAUUCAUUGGUAACUUCAGCAGAAUUUUUGCAAAACUUAGCGCAUGUUCAAGGCAAAUAAAUGUUUCCCAGGUCUGACAAACGUAUCUGGUCUUUCUGUUUUCAGCUCGGGAACAUUCUGGACACCUCCCUUGUUGAUUUGGUCUCACCUUCUUCGAUGGAGGUUCAGGAUUUUCACCCAAUAUUUUCCGAAUAUUUCCUCUUAGCUCCCUUGUUAGGCCUAGGGUUUUUCAUUCUGCUUCUUUGAAAUUCUUCUGCCAACUGCAUACCCAACUGCUUUAAGAAAAUUCUUCUUGGUAAUUUGAUGUUAGUGUUCUCUCUAUAUAUAAUAUAACUGUUAAUGCCUGCAGUAUUUAGGAGGGAGAAAAAUAAAGUUAAAGGCCAACGUCGACUAUUUCUCGAAACAUUGUAUGAUGCAGAUAACUCGUCUACUACAUCAACGCCACACUUGGUAAAGUUAUAAAAAGAUAUUAUUUCUGGAAGUUUUUUCUCUGACUCAUCUACUGCAUCAUCGUGAUGUAAAGAAGAUAAUAGCAGUACAAUUUUGUUCUUUUUCGGGCAAUAGGAAACAAGAGUGUAUCCUUCCUGGAAUCCAAAUAAGCUAGAAUGAACUUCUCGAUUAUUUACAUUAAAAAAAGAUGCUGGUAGACAUGGUUUAUUUUUCCGUAUAGUUCCCACCGCAGUCAGUUUGUGAUCCUUGCGCAGAAUUUCUAAAAGCUCAAGACUGGUAUAUCAAUUGACGAAAGUAAUGUUACGGUUCGUUCCUGAGACUGGAGCCACUAAGCGGCUUACUAUGUCCUUAGGACUAUUGCUGACAUUAAAUACUCCCUCAGGUUGCUUCCCCACAUAAACUUCCAUAUUCGAUAGUUCGUUCGCGCAUCUAUAAGGCUUGUAGUUUUAUGCCGUAUUUUGCGGGCUUAUUUGGAAUGUAUUGUCUGAAGGAGCUCCUGCCACAAAAUGACUCCAGUUUCUUAUCGAUUGUAAGAUAUUGAGACAAAUAAGCCUUCUAACAGUUGUCAACAAAUCUAUCGCAAACAGCUGUAAUAGGGGCCAACUUAUCCAAUUUAACCCUAUCUUUGCGAUUAUUUUUGUUGUCGAAACGUAAACAGGAAAUAAGGAAUUCAAAUCGCCUUUGACUCAUAGUAGCCGGAAAUAUAUCCAUUCCAGUACCAUCGGUAUUCCAUAGCUCAUAUAAAAAUCGGUGGUUAUUUUUGAAAACUCCUGAUAGGUACAAAAUGCUGAGCACUGCUUCAAUUUCUGCCGGAUUCGUUUCUCCUUAAUGGGGAGAUUCCUUCCAUUUCUCAGAUUUUUCUAUGAUCCUUAGAUUCGUAUUUUUAACUAUAUCUGCGAUCAUUACCUUAUCAAUAAAGAGCAAAAAGCAUUCAAGUGGAGUUUUAGCCAUUUUCGCAUGGUUUUUAACUCCUGGAAGAUGGGCUAUUAUGUUUUCAGAUCUACUUCGAACAUUUCUAUUAACUCUUUCAGGGGCAAACUAUUUUAUAAAAUUUAUUCUCUAUUUGGGCACAAAAAACAUUUUUUUUUAUUACUUGUUUUUCACAUAAAAUGCUAUUUGAGGAUAUAAAUAAUACUCAAAGCUUUUCAUAUUUUUUAUUUUUACAUGUAAUUUUUCAUAUAUUUGGCAAAAAAUAAGUGGUGCUAUAUAUGUACCACUGCCCUAUUCCUAUUUAUUUC
Acanthoscelides obtectus is the source of this 3934-nucleotide messenger RNA. The record is from the annotation of a GenBank genome assembly. Lineage: Eukaryota; Metazoa; Arthropoda; Insecta; Coleoptera; Chrysomelidae.